UUAAAUAUAAAAUUGAUAAAAUAAUUAUAUUAUCGAUAUUAACGAAUUUAUUACUCCAUAAACGAACUCCUCGUCGUCCAUUACAUAUCAGGUCUGAUUGGGAAAGUAUAUAAAUCGGAAUUUUGUAAAGAAUUUGCUUUUUUAAUUAAGAAGAAAAAAGAGUCGAUCAUUUGUAUUAUAGUAAUUGUAUAUUUAUAUUAGCUGUUAUGUCUGAUAAUGAUGAUGUCACUCCAACAGACAGUGAAAUACCCAACUCAGGAUUGCCAAUAGGCCCUCAACCAGGUGUUAAUUAUCCAAUUCAAGUACUAUAUUGUGGAGAAUGCACUAUGCCAUUAGAGUAUUGUGAAUAUUAUCCUGGAUAUGAAAAAUGUAAAUUAUGGCUUCAAAAAAAUCUUCCAGAUGAAUUUGAAAGGAGACUUAAACUUGGCCAACCAACAACUGGUUCUGGUGAAGAGGAAAAGAAAAGACAAAAAAGGGGUGGAAAGGGAGUAGUAAAAACAAAAAAGAAAGUAGAAAAGGAAAAGAAAGUUUGCAUGUUUCGAUCAUCCCGUGGUAAAAAGAAAUUUGUAACUGUAGUCACGGGCCUUAAGACAUUUGAUGUUGAUUUGAAAGAUGCUAGCAAAUUUUUCUCUCACAAGUUUUCCUGUGGAUCAUCUGUUACUGGUGAUGAUGAAAUUGUAAUUCAAGGAGAUGUUAAAGAUGACCUUCUUGAUAUAAUAACUGAGCAAUGGCCAGAGAUUGACGAAGAUGCUGUAGAUGACUUGGGCGAUCAAUCACGAUAAUGUAGAUGACUUUAUUUGUACAGAUUUCUGGCAGAUGAUUUGAAAACAAAUUAUUAAACAGACAUGAAAAAAA
Centruroides sculpturatus (bark scorpion) is the source of this 855-nucleotide messenger RNA. It is a transcript of the gene DENR, whose product is annotated as density-regulated protein homolog. The transcript is spliced from 7 exons. Lineage: Eukaryota; Metazoa; Arthropoda; Arachnida; Scorpiones; Buthidae. The record is from RefSeq and is a predicted model, not a curated record. Bases 207 to 782 code for a protein of 191 amino acids. Gene Ontology annotation, molecular function: translation initiation factor activity; mRNA binding. Gene Ontology annotation, biological process: translation reinitiation; formation of translation preinitiation complex.